GCAAAUUCUACGUUUCAGAAGAAGAAGGCCAUCUCAGAAAGAAGCUCAGGGCGUCUUCCUGAGCUAGUGUCAUCGUAUAUAUUCAAUUUAUCAAAGAGAAAGUAGACAAUAUGGCUGCUACCUAGCUGGUUCAUGUCGGAUGCUGGCAAUGUGCCAAUAGAGGCAACUCUGCUAGGAUCGACGGAGAACAUAUAUUGUUAUACAGCUUUAUUCUGAAGCUAGCAAAGGAAGUCAAUAACUUCACAAUGGCAUCUCCUGGUAAUGAAAGUGAUGACUUGAGUAAACUGUCGGAAUCUUUGGGUGGCCCAAAACAUGAAACUGGAACGAUAGAUCAGAAAAGACAACGAUCUUUGUCACUUCCGACAGUUCAAGGUUCAGAAUCAGGAAGAAUUCAAAGACAAGCAUCACAAAGACAGACUGUAAAUGUUUUUGAUGGAGAGGAUACUGCUGUGGAUACCAACAGAGCUAAGGCUGAUCAGACCUCUAACAGAACUCGGGAUGGUAAUGCUGCAGUGCAUUCAAGUUGUAUGACUGCAACUGAAAAGACAAAUACAUUGCCCAGUAAUGAGGAUCACAACAUGGAGGAUGUAAAAAAACUGCCUCUUGAUGAUUCAGACACAGAAGGAGAAGACAUUUGUGUGCAUGUAUGUUUUGAGGCAGAAGUCUAUGAUUCAAGGAAAAGUCAAAGUGAGCCACCAGUGAAAGCAAACAGUAAAAAGUCCCUUAAACUUAAUGCAUAUCAGUGGAAAUAUCUGAAAUCUCAAACCAGACUUUGGACCAUAGUAGAAAAAGAGAUUAGUUGUGAACGCUUAAUGGCCUGUAUUGGGAAUAUUACAGAGCAUGAGCAUAAUCAAAUUGAAGUUUUCUUUCACAGAAAUAGGGGGAAACCACUUUCCUCUGUCGAAUUUUGGGUAUGGAUACAACAUGUCUGUGAAAUCUUUGAUAGAUAUGCUAGUUUCAUACUCUGGGAGAGACUCUAUGUCAAUGAGAAAACAUUCGAUGAUGCAAGGCAAAAACUUUCUGAAGAUCCUUUGGUUGGCUUAUAUGCCAAAUUCAUAGCAGAAAUGAAUGAUAGUUCUAUUGUUAUUGUCACUGAUAAAGAAAAUCAAGAAAAGGUGUUUAGUACGGCAAAUUUGGAACUGAGAGAUUUUAUCCGUGGUACAUCACAAAAUGCUGCAGUGAAAGGGAAUGGGGAUAAGGGCAGCAAAGUUCCAGAUCCAACAAACCCAGAGGCAAGAGUAGAUGUCACAGAACAACCAGAAGAAGAUUCAACUGGGAACCAGGAGCAACAUGGCUCAGACACUCAAGUUUCGGCUAAUCAAAGAUACAAGGCAAACACACCAUCCCAACCUUUGAAAGAUGGAUCGAAAAGUAAUAUGAGUGGCAAUGUUGUGAGUGCUGAGAAAGGACUUGAAGAUAGCACAUCCCCUCCCGCUUCUCAUCAAUUAGAAAAAGGCACAGGCAAGCACAGUAGCGUCAAGAUUGCAUUGAUCAUAGAUGUAGAUUGGUUAGCCAAAUGUAAAAUGUAUCCAACAUGGAAAAAUGUUACCUUUAACCUGGACAAAAUGACUGAACACAUAGUAAUGGCUGAUCAAAGAUUGAUCAUUUGUACAGGAAAAAAUGAUUGUGUUCAGGCUUUUAUCAGUAAAGUAACUGAUAUACUAUCGAAAAAGCCAGUCAUUCUAGAAGAAUUGGCCAGUCACAACCCAGCCACAAAAGGUUUGACCCUGCCAGAGAAAAAUCUCCAUCUUCUCUUGACAAAUUCAGAAGUCCAGAGCCAAGUUUCUAAACAAUUGUUGGCUGCCAACAUUGUGUGUAGCAUUGAAAAAAAACAGCUACAAAUUUGGCAUAAACUGCAUGGAAACCCUGCAGUAGCUGAGGACAUUAUUUCAAGGGCUAUCAGACAUGUGGUUGUCCCUCUUCAACCCUGUCAGAAGGCACAGUUUCAGGGUUUAAAGGAGUUCAUUGAGGCACAUUCUCGAGUAGUUGAAGUCUAUCAACAUGAAGGUAAUGCAUGGGUAGCAUUUUCCUCACCUGAAACUCCUGACUCCAUUAAAAGCAGAAUAAAAGAAUAUGAAGAAACACAUCUCAUAGAAGAGCAGUUCAUAUCAGUGCCUGAGGAUGAAUAUCAAUUCCAUACAUCUUAUGGUCAAGAGGCCUUCAAAUUGUUGACAACCAAUGAGAAUGCUGUUGUUACACUCAGGAAAUAUGAUCAAAGUUGUGGAUUUCACAUAAGUGGGCCAAGAGAAGCAAUUUUAAGGGCAAAAGAUGCUAUCAAGAAAAUUACACCAGCCAAAAAUGCUUUCCCUGUUGAUCAUGUUCAUCUUGAAUGGUUGAGGUCUUCACAUGGCAAAGAAUUCAUGCAACAUAUCCAGGCUACAAAGAAGUGCAUCAUUACAACUAAGGACAGCAUAGAUAGUACCUUUGAAAUUGCGGAUGUCCCCAAAGUGAUUCAAAGCUAUUCUCCUGGUUCAGGUGCCACUGAAAAACAUGCAAGACUUGCAACAGGAGACAUCAGAAAUUGGCAGCCAGAUGUGAUUGCUAUCCCUGUGUGGGGUGAGAGAAAUGCAAAUAAAGCAUCACUUGAAGCAGUUCUUCAAAAGAAUGGGAUUGAUGUUGAUUUGGAUGCUAUUCUCAAGGAAUUUUCAAGUCUGAGUUUUGCCAGAGACUACUUGGUGUAUUUAUCUGAUGCAAAGAUCGAUGAAGCAGCUGUUGUGAUAGCAUUUGUUUUGAUGCCUCCUGGAUGGGGAAACAAUGAAGACAAAGAAAGACACAAGAUAUCAACAGCAACAUCUGACUUGCUGAAGGAAGUGUACAAGCGAUAUGGCAGAAAAAGGGUUGUCCUCAGUUUGAAAGACAUAUAUGACAAUGCAACAGAGAAAGGUGUGAAAUCUGUGUUGUGGGCUGUCACUGAUGUUUUCCAAAAGGAAGAGAAACUAUCUGUCGAUUUGUUCCUUUUGACAGAAGACCUUGAAUUGGCUGCUAACCUGAGAUCAGUGUUUAUGAAAGCAAUGGGAUCACGAGGCAGUACAUCACAAGAUGAAAAGAGGAAAAGGGUCAUACUGUCAAUAGGAAAGUUGGCCAAAACAAAGGUUGACGUGUUGGUCAAUACUUCAGGGCAAAGUCUGGAUUUAAGUCAAGGAGCGGUGUCUCAGUCUUUACUGAAGGAGGCAGGGAAGGAAAUUCAGAAGGAAUGCAACAAAAAAUAUCCUUCAGGAAUACAACUUGGAGAAAUUGCUGAGACGGAUACAGGCAAUAUCAAACAUUGCAAAGCAAUUUAUCAUGGAGCACUGCCAUUCAAUGAUAAAACAAGGACUGAAGAAGCCAUGGAGAAGUACCUUCUUAACUUUGUGUACAUGUGCCUUCAAAGAGCAUCAGAGGCAGGCCACAGUUCAAUUGCUUUCCCAGCUGUUGGCGCAGGGAAGCUAGAAUACCCAGCUAAUAUAGUCUCCAAGGCUAUGUUUAAUGCUGUUGAGACAUUCUACACCUCCAAACCAGCCUCAGAGCUUGGUGUUGUGUUUGUGCUGUUUGAAGGCAACAGAGACGUCAUUCAGCAUUUCUAUGCAGAAGAAGUUGCAAGGGACUAUGAAGUAACUGGUAGAGGUGGCAAAUGCAAUGUGCUAAGAUACACACUCAAAGAGGAACUUUUGUUACAAAUAAUCCAAGGAGACCUCAGAGACUAUAAGGGAACAGAUGAGGUCUACCUCUGUCUUGAAGGAGACAAAGCAUUGGAUUAUCUGAACAAAUUUCAAAUGUCCAUGUCUGAAGCAGGUAGAGUUACACAUGAAUUAACACACAGCAAGUCUUCCAGAAUAAGCUCUCAUUCACUGGGUGCAAGUCCUUUGCUUGUUCAUGUCUACCACAGAGAUAAAAUCUUUGAGACUUUGAAGAGGAUUCUGAAGAGGAACCAGGGAAAUAUGGGCAUACAAGUCAUCAUUCCUUCCACUGGCUUAGGAGGUUUUGCAUCACAACUCAACCGGUUUCUCCAAGACACAAAGAAAUUUGAUGGCCGUCUGUGUACUAUGACAGUGGUAGUUCAGUCAGAAUCAAUUUUUCAGGAGUUUAGUGACCUGCCAAAGGCCAGUUCAUGGUGGCUGAGCUGGUUCCACAGCCCUGUGAUACCAGAAAAGAUCCCAAGAACAUCAGAACACACAGUUGGGGCCAUCAAGAUAGUUGCUUCAGAAGAGGAAGCCAUUACACAGGCAUAUGAAACAGUCAUGAAAAAGAUUUCUGAAACACUAUAUGCUGCAGGAAAGAGUGAUGUCCUUUCAAGCAACAUAGAGGACGAAUACGUGAAUGUUAACGCUGAUGACAUGAACAGCUUGGAUGUAAAUGAACCAAAAAAUGAAGCAAGUGCAUGUUUAUUCAUUCCGUCUCAGACAAAUUCUCAUGAUGUACUGUUGACACUGAAUGAGAAACAAAUAUGCUCUAAAGGAUUCCUGAAGCCCAACCUCAACUAUCAUCCUAACCAUGAAGUCAUAGUUUUUUUUUCUCCAAAAGAUGCGGCUUUGGCAAAGCAAGCAUUGGCCGAAUAUCGAGCAGAGAGACUUCCCACAAAUUUAUCAAGGAGAGCUACUCUUGAAAUAACGCCAGAGGAAAGAGAUCAGAUCAAUGAGAAAGAAUUCAAAAGGGCAACUGGAAUGUCACUGAGUAAUGAUGCAUUUGUUCAGGGCAACUUUGCUCAAAUUAUUGCUGCAGAGAGUUUCCUUGAUAAGAAGUUGUCAUCAACACCAUCUGAAGAUGUGGUUCCAUUCCAAACUCCUAGCCAUAAGGAUACAAAACACUCUGGCACAGUGCAAAAGAUGAGUUGCACUCAGUAUCGGGCAGCAAGCCAUUUGAUUGGAGUGUCUCCAUUAGCAGAUGCUGUUUUAGAGAAAAAAGAACUAGUUAGCACAGAUAGCACAGAACAAGUAUCCCUCUUAUUUCAUGACACCCAUGGAGCAAAUCAGAUAAAACAACGGAUACUUGGUUUCAACAAUGAAACUGUUGCAAUACAAGGGACAAUUACUGCUGACAAGGAAAGGACACUGAAAGAGGUCAUGUCUGAGAACAAGGUCUAUGUUGAGUUGAGUCCUGACAAGAAGAGUGUGGUCGUAGUCUCUGAGGAAUGGAAUGAACUAUCAGCAGCAAAAAAAAAAGUUCAGGUAAAAUUUGGACAGGUAAAACCAUCAAGUAGAGCCAAACGAACAUUUGCUGAAAACCCUAGUACGCCACGCCCAGCGAUAAACAAUCCGCUUGAACCUUCAUCUACACCAGAGCAAAGGAUAGAUAAACAAGAUGAUCAAGUCUUCAAAUUAGGUUGUAUCAGUGUCCUUGUUUAUGCAGCAGAUAUAACUAAGCUGAGUGUUGAUGCCAUUGUCAAUGCUGCAAACAAACAUCUGAGUCAUGGAAGUGGAGUUGCCAGAGCUAUACUUGAUGCUGCUGGGAAUGCUUUAGAUGAUGAAGGAAGACAGUAUGUUCAUAAAAAUGGCCCAAUCCCUGUAUCUGGUGUAGUGAGAACAACUGCAGGCAGAAUGCCCUGUAGAAUGGUUCUUCAUGCAGUGGGUCCAGCGUGGCACGACUAUCAGGAAUUUGAAAAGAAAAGGUGUCAAGAUGACCUGUUUAGAACCAUCCUGCGAUGCCUUAUUAAAGCUAAUAAUGCAAAGGGUGGGACAGUGGCGAUACCAGCAAUAAGUUCAGGUAUAUUUCGUGUACCAAAAGAAAAAUGCUGUGAUGCAUACGUGAGAGCAACUAAACUAUUUUCACAGUGGACUGGCAGCCAGUUAUGCUUGAAAGAAGUUCAUUUCGUUGAUAAGAGUGAAAGUAUGCUGAAAAUGAUAGCCUCAACAUUUUCAGAAUCCAUGCAUUCAACUAUCUCUCCAACACCUGAGGAGGAAAGAUUUAUGAAUGAGAACAUGAAACAAGGAGUUCGUCAACGUAGUAGAAGUAGAGGCAGACAUGCUUCAUCUACCCGCCAUGGAGGUCAAACAACAAAUACAGUCAGAGAACCUGAUACUGUUUCAACUGCAACAGCAUCUUACACAUACAGUGUUGAAGGAAAAGGAGUGGUUAAGUUGUAUACAGGAGAUAUAGUGAAAGCCAGUGUUCAUGCUCUUGUCACCUGGGAAGACUCACAGGUCAAGCCAUGUACCAGUGCUUCUGCAGCUAUCACCAAAGCAACAGGAGACAUACAACUAUUCAGUAGGGACAGAGAUUUGUUGUGUGUUUCUAGUUCUCAUGCAGGAAAUAUGAAUGAUAAAAAACAUAUUAUUCAUGCCAUCGUGCCUGUUGAUUCCCUCUCACUGGGUGAUCUACAAGAACUUUUUAAAAGAGUACUGAAAACAUCAGAUGGAAAUGGUGAUUCAGCAGCACUUACCCCAUUGACAACCGGCAAAGUUAACCUUGAAGGUUUUGCCAAGACAUUCUGUAACGUUACCACAGAAACUAUGAAGGAAUUGAAAUUACCUGAAAUCCACAUGAUUGAUAUAAAUCCAAAGGUAAUAGCAAGUCUGAAGAAAAUAUUUGAUUCUUGUCUCACCCUGGAAUCACAAGAGGAGACUAUGGACAUAGAUGUUGCUGGAGCUACUGGAGGGGAAAAAGAGUGUUCAAUCUGCAAGGACACCUGCACAGAUCCCAAAAUGCUAGAGUGUGGGCACAGGUUCUGCAGUGGAUGUAUUGAUCACUACUUCAACAAUUACAAGCCUGUGUGUCCAAAUUGUGGUGCCAUUUAUGGGCCAGUGUCAGGAACCAUGCCAAAAGGUUCAAUGAGAAUCAAUGUGAACAAUUACAAUCAUCUCAUGGGACAUCCACAUGAUGCAACGAUUUGUAUCACAUACAACAUUCCAAAUGGAAUUCAAACAGAUGAACACCCCAACCCAGGCAAACCAUAUACUGGAGCGUUUUGGACUGCCUAUCUACCAGAUUCAAUGGAAGGGCGAAAAGUUCUUCGUCUGUUGAAGGUGGCAUUUGACAGACGCUUGACAUUUACUGUCGGCAGAUCUGUGACAACUGGUGUGGAGAAUAAAGUUACAUGGAAUGAUAUCCAUCACAAGACAUCAUAUUUUGGAAAUUAUGGCUACCCGGACCCAGAGUACCUGAAGAGAGUCCAGGAGGAGCUUGCUGCUAAAGGGGUGACUGAGGCGGACAUUAAGUGGAGCACACCAGUGUGAGGGUUCUACGUACCCUUUACAAUGAGAUUUCUCAUCAUUUUCAACAAGUGUUCAGUGUGGGAAGCCAAUUUACAUACCAUGAUGUUGCAACUGUGUUGCCAAUAGAAGCAUAAAAGUUAUCUUUGUUAUUCACUCUUUCAUUUGAGAUGUCUAUAUCAGAGCAAUUACCACUGUUGACAUUAUACAUGUAGCUGCACAGUCUGUUGCAGGUCCCUGAACUUAAAUCCCUUAUCUUAGUACCUAAUUAUUUCCAAAAUAGGUGGACAGGUAUCCCACAGUGUGUUGUUGGAUAUCAUGUGGAAAAAUGGUGUUCCCUACCAAGAUAUUAUGUGUAACUUCCCUAGAAUAUAUUCUGUGUAUAGACAUGUACUACAAAUUGUAUUCCAAUGUUGCUUAUGUAUGAUAGCUAAAUUAUGUUAUAUAGUUUCUACUUAGACAUGAUGACCUUGUUUUGUGUUGCACCAAUCAUCACAUCACACCUACAGGAAUGGAACUUAUGAGUGUUUUUACUGUUUUAUUGGGCAACUUUAAAAGUCAUCAGACCUUAUUCAAAAUAUAUGCCCAAUCCUUGCAAAACAUGAUUUAUUUCACAAUGUGUUGAUGGAUAUGGAAUUUUAUCUUAUCAGUGUCACAUGUUUACAUGCAUUAGUUUCAAGAUAACAGGUUUAGAAAGUCACCACUUGUGUUAAUGUUGACCUUUAUGUGUGAUGUUCUAAUGAAAAAAUACUUUCUAAGUAACUAUCAUGGUUAUAUUGUGGGUACAUUAUGCUAUGCCUUAACAAAACAGUCUGUAUUCCAUGUAUGUGUAACUUAAAAUCUAACAUUUGUAAAUAACAGUUCUGCUAAAAAAUACUGUGUAGAGUUUAGAGCGUAGGAUAACCCAUUGUCAGUAAUUAUACAGCAUUUAUGUAUUGCCAUUGUUUAAGAAACACUUGAAUUUUAUUCAGCCCAUUCUUGUUGUCUCCUACCAUUGUAUGGCUGCCAUAAUGCUACAAGCAGGGUUCAUGGUUGUGGAAAAAUAAUAUUUUUGUAACAGUAAUAUUAUUUCUUGUGAUAUAUCAGUCACAGAAAAUAAAUCAAUUCAACUGGCCUUUUCCAGGUUAUUCUAAGUUAACACUUCUCAAUACUGAAUUGACUGUUUAUACAUGGUGUAGUACUGCAAUUGCUAGUAGUGGUUUCAUAGAAAUGUCUGGACUUCUAUUACAAUGCAAUAUUUUAUUGAUAUAAGAUCACAGAAAACUAGCAGAAUACCUUAAAAAAGUCGAGGAAAUAUGUCAUGCUAAUAGUAUAUGAGUCUUGUUAACAAGAGCUGUACCACAGCUCACUUUCACUAAUCUCUACCCAGUCGUGACCCAGGUCAGCAUCAAUCCCUAGAACACUUAAAGUGGAGCAAUGAGUCAGGCUCAGUUUCAUGGCUAAUUCUGUAACCAGACAGAGAUGGAUUCUUCUGACUUGGUUGAUUCAUGUCAUCGUAUCCCAAUUGCGUGGAUGCUCAUGAUAUCAAUCACUGGACUGUCUGGUCCAGACUCGAUUAUUUACAUUUUGUUAGUCACUAUUUGCCUGUCUUACACUAGAUUAUUUACACCCCACGUAAUACACAGCUGGCAUAUUGCUGACAUAUUUAUAUGUAUGUGAAGUAGAUAUGGUAUCAUUUUAUGUUUUAGCCAGUGUAAAUAUUUACAGAAAACAGCUUUCUUACACAUGUAUCAUACUUUCUUCAAUUGUACAUUUUGUCAAGAGUCAACAGAUUCCUACAUAUAUUUAGAAAAUAUAUUUGCUGUGUGUACACAAUGUUCUUCCAUACGCCAUGGUGAUAUCUCUUGUUUGUGCUUCAAGUGUCAGAGAUAAGGAAGUUGUCUUGGCCAUUUGACAGACAUGAGUAUAUGCUGAGUUGCAUGUCCAUUUUUCCAGGUCGUGUUUCCAAGUUUGUGUUUGUACUUCUUUUUUCUUUGUACAUAGUUGUACAUAGAGACAAUUGAUGAGUAAGGUCAUUUCAUUAGAACUCCAGUAUGUAGUUAUGAUACAUUCAUUGUUUCCUUAGUUUGGAUUUUAUCUUUACCUUUUAAUCGUCGUUACUGAUUUUGGUAUGCAAAGUUAAAGAUGAUGAAUUUGUGAAACUACUGGAUGGCAAACUGAUUUCUGUCCAUCACAUGGAGGACAUGCAUGUCCUAUCAUUGCUUCGAUCAGUGAAAAUUCCUUUAACAAGCCUUCUAAGUUUGAAGAGUUCAAUAAGAUAGCAUUUAGACAAAUUGCAUGAAAACAGGUACCUGUAAAUAGUUGACAGAGAUGUUCUUUAGUUUGAAACCUGAACAACAUAUUAUUGCAUAACAUUCUGGAUUUGAUUAACAACUACAUAUACCGUGUGUCGAGCCUGUGUAGUGUGUUGUGACCAGUGUGCAGCAGCUGUAACAUGUGUUAUGAAUUAGUACUUUUUGUGUGGUCAUGUAAUUAUAUUUUAUUCAUAGGUAGUUGUCCCCAUAAGUGAUACCUACAGGAAGAAAUGGAACCCAAAACUUGAACUACAAAACAAGUUAUGUGGACAGAAAGAUGUCAUUUUCGGGUCCUCACCAAAUGUCAGAAUGACUUGAAGUGUGUUUGGCCAUAUGUAAAUAAAGCUUAGUAAAUAAGGGGUAAGAUAGAAUUUAUGCAUUGUUUGUAAAUAUUCAUGGUAAAUAUAAUAUUAAUGUUAAAAAUGCAUAGCCAAACAAUUAUAACCUUGUAGUGAAUGGAACUGGUUUAAAGUUUAUUAUCUUUGUUUUCAACUGAUCAUUAAUUGAUUAUAAUCAAUUAGUGCAUUUAAUGUGUGUGAUUGUAUGAUGAUUUCAUUUGCAGAAAAACCUCAAUUCCUCAACUUAUCUGAACUUAAGAGUAUUUUGUCUGAUACUGUUGUUGCUAAAUUGAAUUGCAUUUGAAUAAAACCUUAAAAAUUUAAUCUUUUAGCAUUUUUGCAACAAUCCAUUUAGCAAUGUUGUUCUUAUUGUCAAUGUUUUGAUAUCAAAUAUAUCAAGAUCAGUAGUUAAAAGUUAAAAACUCUAGGCCUUGCCAAGUAUUGAUGUAUUCGAUAUAAAAAAAGCAGAAGCAUGAGAUUCUAUUUAUCAUCCAAAUUCAUUCUUCCAUCUGUUUCAGUUAGUAGACAGUAGUAACUAGUGUCUUGAGUGUACAAAAUGUAAGUAACCAGCUUCGGUGUCUGUACAAAAUAUAUUGUAGUGAUAGUAAAAGCUGUUUUGUUAUGAUAAGAUGUAUUUUGUACCAAUAAGAUAUUUGGUAAUGUAUUCAAUUAUUGUAUCAUGUGAACGUUGUUGGGUUUUUUAAAGUGACGCCUGUGAGUUUCUUUUGUAAAACAAAAACAUGCCUCUUUGUAAGAUGAGAGCUUGAGCUGAAUGUUGUAUUUAUCAUUCUGGCAGUUGAAUUCUUAUAGAGCUGUCCUUUUGUACCAAUUUCAAUGUUUGUUAUAUUUACUAAUGUACUGGAAAGUUUUUUUAUUAUUCCAAUUAUUUCAGUUAUUUAAAUACUGAAGAAAGCGUUGACUUAUGGAUUUCAAUGCAACAUUUCUCACAGAUACUUAUAUAUUUUAGCAUGUGGUAAAGGUUCUAACAUCUGAAAAAUGAAGAAGUUUAUAAAUCCACAAGUCAAUUCUGUCUUCAUUGAUACUCGAGCUUCUUAAAGAUAUUGUACUGAAAUAAUGAAUUCACAACUUUCAGUGUAUGGACCAAUGUGAUUAACCACUUUCUUAUUAUAAGCCUGUUAUCCACACUUACAUUAGUUAUGUUGUGAUUUGGAAAAAGACCUCAGUUCGGCUUUUUAAUGUGAAGAUUAGUUCACUAUUGAUACAUUGUAUUGUUAUCUUUCCAUUAUUUAGUUAUUAGCUACUGUGAUAUCAUUUAGGAUGUCUGCUGGUCUAUAUUCAAAAUAUUUAACAUUUCAUAAUAUUGGUGUUUUUGGAAUCUGGAUGAUGUAAUCUAACUUUACAAUUGAAAUUUGAAUUAAUUCACAUUUUGUUUGAUAUGUUAUGCCAUAUUUUUGACGAUUUCACUUUAAAUGUAUGAUUCUAACCUGCAUCGUUUGGGCUUUCUUAUUUUUUAUAGAAUAACUUAAAGCAUGUUGUAAAAGGAUUCCCGAUUUCAGUUUUGGUUGGCAGUAAACUUAUUCCAGCAUUCAUCCUUAAUUUAUUUAAAGUUGUUAUGAUUAAUAAUAUACUAUUUGAUUUUGUUUAUUGAGUAUAACCAACCUCAUAUUUGUAUGAAGACUCAUAUUAUCUGAUCAAAUAUAUAUUUCUGAAACCACAACCAAAACGGUUCCGUAGUGCUCUGACUCUAUAAUGGGCAUCCAUAUAUCUUUUCCACAAUAGUGAUAUAUUCUGUAACUUUCUUCUUCACAUAAAUGUUUGCCUAAGUGAAAUUUUGGAUUUUUUAAGAAGUGAUCUAAAUUUGAAACUGCUGACUCAAACUGAACAACUCAUCACAAGGUUGAUAUGCUGCUAUCGUACUUGCGAAAUAUCAAUGAUGCUAAAAUCUAUUUUGUACCAAUGUUACUGACACGAAUAUUUGUUUGUUACUAAUGUAUAACCAGCAAAGGACUACAUACCUUGACUUGCUUGUGUGGAGUAUUGUUUUGUUUCUAAUUCAAUUGGUCAAUAGUUUAUCGGUUUUUGCAAUGUCAUUUAACAGUUUUUCCUAUUAAACAGCAGCAUAAGUGCUCUCACAAUACGAUUGUUUGAUAAUAAUUUCUAAAUUGUUUGUGUUCAUCAGGUAGGACCUACUUCGGGAUUUAAUUGGAAUUGGUUGAGAAAAGAUCCAUUGUUUUGAUUUCCAGUUGGAUUAUAUGGCUUGAUGUAGAGGCCCCUCUUGUUGGCCUCUUAAACAAUUCACACCUCCAGAAGUGUUUGAAAAUAAGAAAGAUCAAGCUGAACCCAAAUUAUUCAGUAUUUUGUUGAUUUGAAGAAAAAAUCAUAUAAAACAAGUUCCAUGUAAAAGAUAGAGGAUGAGUGAUGGCACUUUAUUGGGAUGUAAAGGCACAGUUGCAAGAAGAAAGAGUUAGGCAAAGCACAGCGAAAUGCUUGAGUUUCACUUAUGCAUUGCAGCAGGAAUUUUGAAUCAUGAUUUGUCUCACCAAGUACCAAGCCACACAAUGGUAGUGACACAACCCUUUGGUUGUACUUUCAAUUGAUUCGGUGCUUGGCACUUAGUUCAGUCAGGAGCAAAUGUGUUCCAGAUAAAAUAUGACAAAACUGUGAAAGCAGAACCUUCUAGAACCAAAUAGGUAGACUGGGCAUAUGAUCCCCAAGGAUAGGAGAAUGCAAAUAAAUUUAUAUGGAUCAGUUAGCUGGAGAACUGUUGUGUGGAAUGAGGACAGUACAAAUGUUCAUAUGAUUAUUAGGAAAGACAAUAACACUUUUCAUACAAACAUAGUCUAUAUCCAAUAUUGACUACAAUUUGCCCGUAAUAUAACUUUGUGAUAUUCCAUAUUAGUUUUCAGAUUUAGUCAUGUAGAUGAUAUUAUUUGAGGUUGAAAUAUUCUCUAUAAUGUAAUUGAACUGUAAUGGUAUUAUGAUGAUUUUCAUAUACAUACAAUAAUAUAUUGGUGAUACAAGAAGAUAUAUAUGUAUUGUGCAAAUGGCCUUAUCCCUCUGGAAAUAUUUUAUUUAGCUAUAACAUAUCUUCUAUGUCUGAAAUAAUUCAUGAAGUAUCUGUUUUGAACAAGAAUACAGUAAAGAUUCAAUAUUUCUGUAAAAAGUUGGUAUGUAUUGAUCACAGAGGGAUGAGGUGAUUUUACCGCGUAUUUAGUAUUCAGAUUUUUUUUUCUGGUGUGCGGUUUGCUUAAAUUAUAACUUAGUUAGGAAAAUGUCAAUCUUACAUUCGUGGAAUAUGCUUACCAGGACGUAUGUGAUCUUUAACUAAGUAAGUCACAUCUGAACUCAUAAAAGCGGUCUCUACGUGCAUCUGUGCUGUACUCCUAAGAAGGGACUAUUGUCUUGUAAACCAUCUGAAGAAGUUUGUUUUGUGAGGUUGUUACAUUUUCCUCUGCUUUGCUUGAAUAAAAUUUAAAGAAACGGA
Messenger RNA from Haliotis rufescens (red abalone), 13201 nucleotides. RefSeq lists its product as uncharacterized. The record is from RefSeq and is a predicted model, not a curated record. Gene Ontology annotation, molecular function: metal ion binding. Gene Ontology annotation, biological process: Notch signaling pathway; protein ubiquitination. Lineage: Eukaryota; Metazoa; Mollusca; Gastropoda; Lepetellida; Haliotidae. The transcript is spliced from 23 exons. Bases 246 to 7148 code for a protein of 2300 amino acids.